AAUUGAAUUUUAGCAAUAAAACUCUUGUAACUCAUAAAAUACAGCCAACAAUGUUAUGAGGUAAAAAAAUGGCCGUGUUAUUUCUCGUUCUCUUUGUUUCAACCGAAAUUUUAAAUAUAAACUGUAUUCAGGACGCAAGGGAUGACGUAACUAAAAGAGAAAACUUCGUAUUCUGGCCCGAUGGUGUGGUACCAUUUUUUAUCCAAACACGCAACUUCGAUAAAGACCAGCAGCUAGCGAUCACGUCAGCUCUAGCCAAGUUCAGCUUCAAGACCUGCCUUCAGUUCAAGCCAGUGUUCGAGGAGCCAAAACUUGACAGACAUGUGCUCGUCCUGGAGAAUCCGCACGGCAUCAAGAAAUGCGUCAUCAACACAAAGGGUCACGCGGUGGAGGAGCCCCAUCGUCUGACAAUCGGCUUUGACUGCUUGGCCUCGCCUCGUAUCGACAUGAUGAUAAUGCGAGCGCUCGGCUUCCCCUUCGAGCACAACCGAGCCAGCAGGGACAUCUACAUUGAUGUGCUGCUAGAAAACGUCGACCAGGGCGCCAUAGAAUUGUACGCGAAGGAACAAAAACUACCCAUUGAGUUGCGAGCGCUGCCGUAUGAUGUGAACAGUGUAAUGCACUUCGAUGACAGAGAGUACAGCAAAAAUGGACAUAGAACUUUUAUAUUUAAGAAUCCAAAUACACGACAAAAUCGUGUUGGCUUGUCACCUACAGAUCUUCAGAAAGUAAACAUCAUAUACGGCCCAGAAUGUAAAACACGUGACCGUCUAGCCAAACUGAAGAUCUGCUCUAAUUAUCCAGAAAACAAAAGAAGAAAGCGAGAGGCAGAUUCUGAGAAUAAAACUGCAUUAGAAUUAGACAACAAAAAUGACUCGAUAGAUGGUAAUAAAAACGAAACUCAUAUAGAAGUAGAGAAAAACGUUACGAACCUUCUCUUACCAUCAAAUAAUUUAAAUAUCCCGUCAAAUAAACACGUGCAAGGUACGAAAGAUGGAAGUUCUGAAGAUGUAAACAUAGCGAGGACGUCAGAUACGGAUAAGCUAUUAGUUGAAUUAGUGCGAAAAAUCAAGCAAGUUCGUAAACUCUCAAUAGCAUUAGCUAAGAGACAUAAAACAAAAAGUGGAUCAGCUCGCACCAAAGAUACAGACGAAGAUAUGGCAUUGACAGUUGUAAAUUUACUAUACACACUAUCAGAAAAUACCACAUCAACUGAUGAGGAAACUAGCUCGGGAUUGAAAGUAGCCCGAUCUGGUGGUUGUGAUAAAUGUAAUGGUGAAUAUUGUUCGACAAAAAUUCGGCCAUGCUGUACAAAAGACAAAAGUGAUGAUUGUGAAUCAAAAGAAAGUUAUGCUACUACAAAAGUUGAAUGCAAUGGUAAACAGUUUCAUUCAACAAAAAAUAGGCCUGAAAAAGUUUACACUCAACUUAGAAAUGUAUUAUUCUCAACUCGAUACUAUUCUAAGUAUCGGAGAUAUGUGGAUAAUGAGGAUAUCUCUUCUUUUCGACAUAAAAGAGAAGCCAAUGCAACUGAUAAUGUUGUUUCUGGAGAAGUGACAACGAUUCCGCAUAAUGUAACUAAAAUAGAAAACACAACUCUCAAGACAGACAAAGACUCAAGAAGAACUUAUUUUUUUAAUAGAGAUAUUUUUGAUACUGAAAAUGGGUUUAUCAAAGUGGACAACUAUGCCGCAAUAACACUACCACAAUUUGGUGGUUUUUCAAGAGAAGUCGUCAAGAAAGAAAGGAAAGAUGUUGAAAUGAAAAUAAUUAGAAAUAAAGAUAUAACAGAAGACGAAGUUAUGCCAGGAAAAAAGAGCAUUACCGAACUAUAUGCAGUUGAUAAUAUCCACCUAACAUCAGUUCAAACUCCUUAUGAGUUUGGAACGACGAGGAAGGUGGAAAAAAGUAUUCUACCACAAACUGUACAACUAUCUCAAGGAAACAAGGACUUUUACGGCGAACGUAUUUGGCCAGAGGGAAUCGUCUACUUCUCUAUUGAAAACAACCCAAAAUAUGACAUUAACAAUGUUCGACAAAAAUUAGAAGAGGUGAACAAAAUUUUACAAACCUACACAUGCGUAGAACUGCAAGAGAUCAAGGAAGAUAAAAAAACGUCAGAUUAUAUUGUUUUGGACACCAGCGCAGAUUUCGUCGUUGGAAGAGUUGGAGGCAAACAGAAGUUCGGAGUACUGGAGCUGUUCGAAGGCGGUCAGCACCGCCAGCACGCGGCGAUGGUGGUGAUGGGCAUGCUGGGGUUCUACUUCGAGCUGGCCAGGCACGACCGGGACAAGUACGUGCUAGUACACAUGCGGCAUAUCAGACCAGACAAACUGCACCACUUUGAGAAACUGCACGCGGACGCGACUCUCGCGGUGCCGUAUGACUACCGCAGCGCGACGCACCCGCCCUGGCAGUAUUGGCGGAGGUUGGGCAAGUCCGGCAUAUCAUCCGUCGCCACGCAUAAAGACAAAGAUCCCGAUGGCACAAUAAUGAAGUCUCUCGGGCAGAACUCACGUCUUCUCUCCAAGUUAGACCUCGUGAAGAUCAACAGCGUCUACGGCACGGCGUGUUUUGAAAACGCAAGUGAUAAAUAAAUUCUGUUUUAU
Molecule: messenger RNA, 2609 nt
Organism: Aricia agestis (brown argus)
Lineage: Eukaryota; Metazoa; Arthropoda; Insecta; Lepidoptera; Lycaenidae
Exons: 12
Coding region: 69-2597 (842 amino acids)
Biological process (GO): proteolysis
Molecular function (GO): zinc ion binding; metalloendopeptidase activity
Source: RefSeq, a predicted model, not a curated record